This is a messenger RNA of Trypanosoma conorhini, 2988 nucleotides long. RefSeq lists its product as uncharacterized. The transcript has a single exon. NCBI's taxonomy places the organism in Eukaryota, Euglenozoa, Kinetoplastea, Trypanosomatida, Trypanosomatidae. The record is from RefSeq and is a predicted model, not a curated record. The coding region runs from base 1 to 2988 and encodes 995 amino acids.
AUGGGCUGCAGCCACUCUGUGGAAACCAACAAAGUCAGCAAGCUGUUUGGUGCAACUGGGCUACAUGUAGGGCGUGAUGGGGAUGUGGACCUGACCUCCCGCUCCAUGGAUGUUUUCAUGCCGAAGUACGUUGAUGUCAUUAGGCGUGAUAAACUGCACACCGCCCGGCGGCUGCAUCUCUCGGAGAAUAGGCUGUACACCCUCGGCAAGGAAAUGACGCUGCUGACCGACAUUGAAGAGCUGUACAUUGACAACAACCGCUUUGAGCACGUGCCAACGGUGUUGAGUUCGAUGGAGAGCCUCUGGCUGCUCGACGCCAGCAUGAACCCGCUAGGAAGACACAUGCUCUCGAUGGAGGUGCUGCCGCGCAUAGAACACUUGACGCACCUCACCCUGCGCUGUUGCUCGCUGUGUGCCAUCCCAGUUUGUCUCCUGCGCUGCGCCGUCCUGGCGGAGUUGGACCUCUCGGACAACACCAACCUGCUUCUGGACGGGGUGGAGUUUUCGAGCCUGCGUGCACUGCAGGUUUUGCGCAUCGCCAACUGCGGCAUUAAGGGCGAGAUUCCCGCCGGCGUCAAGGAGGUGACGACGCUGAAGACGCUUGACAUCUCCGCAAACAGCUUUGACUUUGAGGACCCGGGGUUCUUUGGCAGGAAGCUGCCGCACACCCUCACGCAGUUGCACCUGCGGAAGAUGCGGCUCGUGGCGGUCCCGCAGGUGAUUGUGCAGCUGCGCAAACUCUCCAGCCUUGACCUUGCGGAGAACCCCCUGGAGACGUUGGACGUUCUUGCAGGUCGACUGGUGCGGCACCUAAGCCCCUUCAACGCCUUAGCAGCCGGCGUCCUGAACCCGGUAACGGAGGCGAGCGACGACGCGGCCAGCGUCGCCUCUCGCGCCAGCUCCUGCGUGAGUGCUAGUCAACUCAGCCGUGCUGGUCGUAUUGCCAAAGUUCCUCAACCCAUCCCGCUGAGGAAACUUUGCCUUCGCGCGUGUGGGUUUCGCACGCUGCCCAAGUACUUUCACAAGCUGAGGAACCUGGUUGAGCUUGACCUGAGCGAGAACGAGCAACUCCAGGACCCGAACAUGACCCUCUUCUCCCUCAGCAAUCUGCAGGUGCUCAACGUCACGGAGUGCCCAUUUGCGGCGAACCGCCCCUCGGCCAACAACGAGUGGUUCGACAUCUCCAAUCUCCACCACCUGCACACGAUAGACUGGGAGGUGUGGAAGGGGGCGCACAACAUGAGCCCCUACCGCACGAAGGUCCCGCUUGAGAUUUGUGGACUGAAUCUGCAGUGCAUCAACGGGAUGAAGCUGCGCCCCAACCUCUUUGUAGGGGACACGGUGCAGACAAUCAUCAAUCUGCUUGUGGACGGGUACCUUAAGGUGGACCUGGCACUAGACGACGACUUAGUGUUCAGCUACGCCGAGGCCGUGGCUGCGCUAGGCCCGCUGGAGUCCUUCGUCUUUGCCUCACCGGAGGAGGCUGCCGAGGCACAGCCGCAGCAGCCUCCAAAGCAGGCUGACCGGACGCCAGCCCAGGCGGCAGCCACAGACGGGGCGUCUGCCGCAGCGAAAACAAUGCAGCGAACUGUUCGCGAAGACGCCCUGCGAAUAACCAUCAGCCGCUACAUUUUCUUUCUGACGAUGCAGGCGGCAAACCACAACGCGGUCAUUGUGCCGCCGGCGGACGUCAUGGCAUUGCACUACGCCCAAAUGACGCAGGAUCCUAUUAGUUACCGCAACGACUGCGAGGCUAUAUGCGGGCAGGUGCUGAGCUGCAACUACAACCUUUUCUUUAUCGAGCAGAAGCUGCAGCCGCAGGCGGUGAAGGAGGCGCUGGUGGGCAGCAAGCGGGUGUGGAACAUGAUGGUGCGCACCAUCCAGAGGGACCUUUUUUGGUUGCGCUACGACUUCUGGGAAGUUCGCGCAAAAAAUCCCCCCACGGAGCCGGCUCAGGCGCAGGAUGAGGCGGCGGGCAAAAACGGCAGCAACGAGAAUGCCGCCGGCGCUGCGGCUGCUUCCACCGCCGCCGCCGCCGCCGCCGCCGCCGUCACAUUGCCAUGUGCUCCACCGUGCGACGGCGGCGGCCUCGGAAACCUUUCCGAUAUAGACGCCGUGGGGGAUCUGCGCUCGGUGCUGGACUGCGCCAUCACGGCGCACUUCACAGAGCAGGGCACCGAUCGCUUUGUGUUCUCGCUGGACAGAUUUUUUUCCACCAGCAAACGGUUCAUGGAGUGUGAGACGUCCUGUACCGAGCUCAAGCUGGAUUGGACGCGGUAUGUCAAGUACCUCGCCCUUUACGCCCACAUUCAGCGGCUGAAACAGCCGGAGUUGUACCAGCAACGUGCGCAGGAGCAGGAUGAUUUGCUGCGGAACAAUUCCAUAGUCGCGCCGGACGCAUAUUUGCCGAAGCCGAAGGACGCGGAGGAGGUGCUUGUCAUGUCACCCCAUCGGCAGGGGAGUAGAUUCACGCUUCGAAGGGCCGUCUCCAACCUGCGUGGCAGCAGCGCCGAAAACAGCCAAUAUGGAAGCUUGGAAACAGUGCGGCUUGAUUCGACGUUGCCUUCACGAGGCGUGGAUGCUGGCGUCCGCUAUCAGCAGCAGCAGAUGCCGACGUCAGAGCCAAUACCGACGGUAGGUAUUUCACUGCUGCUUUACAGCCAUCGCACUCUCCAUGCCAAAUACUACCAGACGCUGGCCCUCCUCGGUAUUGAAAACAUUGACAUUGACUGGGAAGAGAAGCGCGCCUCGGUGGAGGCGACAAUGCGGGCGUGGCAGUUGCUCUACGACGAGACCUAUGUAAAGACUGUCAAGGGUGCGUUUUACCUCUCUGACGAACCAGCAUCGACGCACGAAAAUGAGGAGGGAAGGGAGAUACGCCAGCAAGAGGUAGUACCUUCCCGGAGGCGGAACCUGUCAAAACGCUCCUCUCGCCCGCAGCGGCGUGCGGCUCUUUGCACCGCCGACGGUAAACAUCUUAUCUUCUGA